UCGCGGUCAGCAAUCAUGGCGGACGCCGAAGCCACGCUCACGACACUCCUCCGAGAAAUAGCCGACGAACAACAAUACAAAAACUACGACCUGCAACUGAAAGCGUUCAACACUGGAGGCGCAAACUACACUUCAGUGCUUUUCUACAUCACAGUAUCUGCACCAGGGAAAGAGGAUUUGAAACUGUUCGCUAAAGUCGCGAGCGUCGGUGAGAAGUUCCGAUCUAUGGGCUACGUGGACCGAAUGUAUGUCUCCGAGCAAGAAUUUUAUAAUGCCGUCAUGAAAGUUUGGAACGGACUGCAAGAGAAAUAUGACAUAGCAGACAUAGAUAGAUACGUGUUUCCGAAAUUCUACGGGGGCAACCCUGAAUUCGGGAAGGAGACAGUGGUUUUGGAGAACCUGAUAGCUCAGGGGUAUAAUACGUAUAACAGAUUCAAGGGUGUGGAUUGGGAGUAUGCAGCGAAAGCUAUUGAGAUCCUCGCGAAGUUCCACGCGUUAUCGUUCAUCCAUCAGAAAGCGAAUCCUGAUGAAUACGAGAAGAUCGCGGAGAAACUGAAGUUUGAGUCGCCUCCUGACGAUGAGGCUAUUUCGGAAUUAUGGGCGAAGAUGAUCGAACAACCGAUACAAGUUUUAGACGAAGAGGGACAGAAGAAAGUGCGCAAUUUCUUCAAUGGUGUCAACCUGAGGGAUUUGUACCUGAAAUAUAACACGCCAAGAAAACAUAAGAUCUUGAUCCAUGGCGACUAUAGGCCGAGCAAUCUGUUGCAUAAAGAGCAUAAUGGUCACCUCUUCGUCAUACCCGUGGACUAUCAGACAGUCCACACUGGAUGCCCGGUCAUAGACCUCAUCUACUUCAUCUCCCUGGCCACGGACGUGGGCUUCCGAGCUUGGCACUGGGAUCGGCUGCUCGCCCACUACUACGACCAGCUCAGCUUGGCACUGACCAGGUUUAAGAUGGACCCCACUGAGGUUUACCCCAAGGAAGAGUUCGAUGAAGACUUGAAAGAGAUGUUCCCCUACGCCCUCCUGGUCGGCGUGAUGGUGCUUCCCGUGGUGACAGUGGAGUCCGAGAACGCCCCUCAGAUGUCGGAUGACACGGACAUAGACGCGUUCGUCUUGAAGCCGAACGAAAUAUUCGCAGACAGGUUCGCGGGUCUCGUCAGGGACCUGAUUAAACGGGACAUUAUUUGAAAAUGGGUGACGACAAUAAACAAAAUAAACAAACGUUGUAUAAAAAAAAUAAUAAGAAAUAAUAAUAAAAAUGUACAAAAUAAGAAAAAAUAGGUAGGUAAUUAGAUUUAACACAUUAAAAAUGUAAUAAAUAAUACUUAAGUGAAAAUGAAAAAAUAAUGUAGAACAUUAUUUUUAUAAUAAUAAGUAACUGGACUAAAUAUCGAUUGAUAUUAAUUGUGCCGUGUGGUUCCCGGCACCAAUACAUAAAAGAAUAGGACCACUCUUUCUCUUUCUCAUGGAUGUCGUAAAGGGCGACUGAGGGAUAGGCGUACAAACUUGGGAUUCUUUUUUAGGCGAUGGGCUAUGAACCUGUCACUAUUUGAAUCUCAAUUCUAUCAUUAUGCCAAAUAGCUGAACGUAACGUAACGCUAAAAAUAGGUAGGUAAUUAGAUUUAACACCUUAAAAAUUGAAUAAAUAAUACUUAACUGAAAAUACCGAUAGAUAUUAUUAGCAUAAGAAAAGUUAAGCACUUGUUAUGAGGGGGCUAGGUUAAAUGUGAUAAAAAAAUAUGUGAAGGAAUAUAAUUUCUAGACUUCAGCUCAAAAUGAUUUGCAGUUAUUGCUCGCAUAGAAAUUAAUAAUCUUAGCACAUAAUUGGCUAAGUAAUGUUAUCUUAACCUAAGUAUUACUUACUAUUCUUUUUCUCUUUAAAUAAAAUAGUAUUUAAACUAGACCUCUUACUUGUGAAGAUUUUUUUAAUGCUAAACUUUUCUUAGUAUGAAAAGUAAAAACUUCUCCCAUUUUUGAUAGUAAAUAUUGAUAGUAAAUAUUGAUAAUAAUCUUAACUAUUUUAGUAGUUCGAAUGUUUACAUACACAAAUUAAAUUAGAGUAGAUUCUCAACUUGGACACAUUAAAUAAAUCAAAAAUGAAUAGUCAAUUUCUUUAGAUAAUAUAAUAAAUUUAAACAUAUGAUAUACGCCUUUUUGUUGAAAAAUACAUUUCUUAAAAAGUUUUAUAGCAAAAUAAAAUAAUUAACAACUUUGUUUUCGCUUCUCAUGGCUGUAAAUUAAUUUUAAAAUAUAUUGUUUCAAAAAAAAAAAUAUAUGGAGGUUGUAUACCCCUCAUUUAAGUUAUUUUUUUCAUUUGUUCUCAGGCAUCAUUUAUGUUCAAAAUAUAACUGAAAUAUCGCAGCCCAUUUGAUGUCGUUAUGUCAUGUAGCUUGUCCAAAACAUCUUAUUUCUGUGUCUACAGAUAUAGUCUAUACAACAAAUUAUGUUGUCUCAAUAAAUAGGCCUGAAAAAACUUAUUCUUUUUGCAAAACAUUUGUAAACAGUUUUAAAUACUCGUAUGUUAAAUUAUUAUAAAUUCUAUAUUUUACUACUUAGCCCGACUCUGUGACAUUUUAUUUUUACUAUAAAAUUAUGUUAAUUUAAGUUAAUUAAAUAGUGUUGAUUUGUGUUUAUUUAGGUUAAUUAAAUAGUGUAGAUGUGCUGAAAAGUUAAGGAUUUUAUAAAAUUGAAAUGUACAGGAAUGACUUGUAUUAUAAAUUUCUUAGUAUUAAGUUAGAUUCAAGGUUUGGCCAUUUCACGCACAGUUUUAAAUAUAGUUUUAUUUACGUGUCGAUGUAUUGAAAUUUUGCUUUUUUUAUUGUGACAGGCGUAAUUCUACCUCAGUAUCUUUAGAAUGAACUCACUAGUUUUUAAGUACACGUACAAAAAUAUUGUAAUUCGUAAAAAAAUUAAACAUUUACAAAAUAAGGAAAACAAGACUGUUAUCAUAAUGCACAGACAAACAAGAAUAUGAUAACAUUACAAAUAGACAAGAAAAAUGCUUUUUAAUAAACGAUUAGGUAGUAGGAUUUUUAAGAAAAAAAACAUGUUAAAAGUUGGAAAAUCAAUUUUUAUUUGUAUGUAACGAAACGUCACUUUGAUAACCUCCUUUUUUGUCUAAAUGAACAGAGUUAAAUUGCUGAUGCAUGCAUUUAUUUAUUCACUUUACUGAAACUUGUAAAGAAAGAUAAUGUUCUAUGAAGUAAAACUGCACUUAUACUUAAUAAUCACUGCACUUAUAUAUUUGUACUCAUUGACAUUUAAUGUGUUAUAUAAAUUACAAAAUUAAUGUGAACUUAAAACAUUUGUACUAAGAUAUAUUUAAAAAAACGUUCCCGCGCCAUUCUCUUUCUUUUUAUAAUAUAUUUUUUUAUAGGUGGCCAGUUCUAACCUAUUUCAAUCUGUUGCUUAUUUCUUUCAAAGAGGUUGCGUGAUGUUAAUGUUGAUGAAAUGUUAAUGUUGAUGCAUGCAUUUAUUUAUUCACUUUACUGAAACUUGUAAAAGGAAGGUAAUGUUCUAUGAAGUAAAACUGCACUUAUUCUUAAAAAUCACUGCACUUAUAUAUUUGGACUCAUUGACUUUUAAUGUGUUAUAUACAUUACAAAAAUAUGGACUUAAACAUUUGUACUGAGCUGUAAUUUAAAAAACUUAGUUCCCGCGUCAUUCUCUUUCUUUUUUGUUUAAUAUAGAAAGUGGAAAGAGGUAGUCUCUGCCUACCCCUCCGGGAAAGAGGCGUGAUUUUAUGUAUGUAUGUAUGUAUGUAUGAACAGAGAUUGGAACCAAUCUUUUUUCAUUUAAAAUAAUAAUAAUUCUGAUUUCUGUGGCUGAAUCAGAGCAAAUGAUCUGUAAAACCACUAUGCUUGCUAUUAUAAGAAUCAAUUAUUGAUCUUUCUUCACUGACAGCUUGUCGUAGAUUUGUGACAAGAAAAACCUACCAAAUGUCUACCAGAAUAGCCUUACUUGUUAAGAUAAAAAAAGUCAAAAUUUAUAAUUAAAAGAAAUAACAAAAAAAAAUAUUAAAUUAGGUUGGCAAAUUAUAACGACGAGGAAUUAGAUAAUUUUUAUUCUCUAAGUACCUAUUAGUUAACAUAUUUCUUUUCAGUUGACCUCAAAUAUAAAAAGAGGCUGUGGGUUAUUUUUUUUUUAUAUAACUAAGAACACAUUAAUUUGUUAUCUUCUUAUUUAAAUCGCUUUUGUUAAAUAUUUUACCUGCAUGACAGUAUGAUUUGUUGAUUAAAUUAUUUUGUUUCAUUUUUA
Molecule: messenger RNA, 4260 nt
Organism: Amyelois transitella
Lineage: Eukaryota; Metazoa; Arthropoda; Insecta; Lepidoptera; Pyralidae
Exons: 3
Coding region: 16-1191 (391 amino acids)
Source: RefSeq, a predicted model, not a curated record